Topomyia yanbarensis is the source of this 2103-nucleotide messenger RNA. RefSeq lists its product as uncharacterized. The record is from RefSeq and is a predicted model, not a curated record. The coding region runs from base 1 to 2103 and encodes 700 amino acids. The transcript has 3 exons. Lineage: Eukaryota; Metazoa; Arthropoda; Insecta; Diptera; Culicidae.
AUGGCAUCAUCGGUUGACAAAACAUUUGUCAUCAACUUUAAAGUUGUACCAACCAAACUAAACUUUCCUGCAAUCGCAGAAUUCAUUACAAAAAAUCUCGCAAUCGAAGCGACUCAGCUACAGCACUUGCAAGUCAGCAAUGGACGUGUCUUCGUGGGAACCGACUCGGCUCAAACAGCGCAGGACAUAGUACAAGAACAUAACCUGAAACACCAGGUAGAACACGACGGGAAAUCCUACAGCAUCCCACUCUCAAUGGAAGAUGGAUCUGUUGAGGUUAGGGUACAUGAUCUCCGCCCGAGCACAAGUAACAGACAGCUAGCAUACCGGAUGCGUGACUAUGGUGAAAUCAUCUCAAUCCGGGAUGAAGUCUGGAAAGAUUUCUUUCCUGGUAUCCCAAAUGGAGUGAGAAUUAUGCGCAUAAAACUCACGAAACCGAUACCGUCGUACGUGAUGGUGGAUACGACUAUGACCCUCGUUACCUACAAAGGCCAAGUCGCCACAUGCAAACACUGCAACCGACGAGUUCAUUAUGCUCAGAAGUGCUCUGAGUACGCAAAAUCCUCGAAGCCAAGCGUCAGCGGUCGUUUAACCCUAGCCGAAAUAGUGAAAAACGGUGACAAUCGCUCAAUUUCACAACAGACCUUUCGUCAGCCAAAUAACGCUAGCUCCACUGGGUUAAAAAAGGGUACACCGCACCAUGGAUCAAACAUCUCGUUGGCUGGCAGCGAGACCGCAAUGAUAAUCGAAUCAUCCCAAAACGUACCCGAGAGCAGAGGACAGACACCAAUAGACACAAUCAGCGCCUCCCAACCUACCAGCGAAGUUAAUACCGUGAACCUUACAAGCCCUUUUUUUGGCUUCCCAGACGAAAAUUGCACCGCUGCUGUAGCACUUGGCUGCUACCAAGCACACAAUCUCACAAAUAAUAUGCCACCGCAAAAUCCUACCGCUACUGCUACAUACAACAGUUCGUCUCGUCUCUGCAAGAAGGAAAAAUCGGCAAGCUACGUUCCCGUCAUCGAUGUAAUUUUAUGCAGUCAAAAAUUACGAAACAACACAACAAAACUAAACCAGCAGAAAUCGUCAUUUUCCUCGGUAAGUUUUAUGGGCAGUAUGUGUCCCGCCGAAGCAAAAAAUGAUGCUACCGUCUUCAGUGAAUUUCGACCAUUCCCAGCUGCCGUCGCUGCUACUGCGUGUCGCCGAUACUUGCACUGUCGUCGAAAGAAAAACAUCACAAUAGAAUCUCCCGAUACUGCAGUUAUACACACCAACGACCAAACUCUGCAAACACUCACUAUCCGUGAUGAUAAAUCUACCUGCUACCCGUCUCACCAGCACAGCAACAAACUGGAUUUGCAAACAGAGUUUUUGGCUGCCCUGUGUAUAUGUCCCGUCAGGGCAUUUUUCGAUACUGCCAUCCUCAGCAAAUUUUCACCGUUCCAAGUACUCGCCGCCGUUACUGCAUCCAACAACAAUUUGCACCGAAGACGAACAAAAAAAAUUUACACCGUGCCAUAUUUCGCUGCUGCCUCUGCAUCCAGAAACCCGUAUCGAUGCAAUAACAUCUUUCUUCAAGCGCCCGCUGCCCGUGAAGAAAUUUCAACCAGCUACUUCUCUCACUACCAUAGCAACAAACUGAAUCUACAAGCUGCGCUUUUGGCGGCCCUGGUAAGCAUUUUGGACAGUAUAUGUCCCGCUGAAGCAAUCUAUGAUACUGCCACCCUCAGCAAGUUUCCACCAUUCCCAGCUCUUUCCGCUACGGCUGUGCCAUUCAUAAUCUACACAUUUCGUCGACGCGACAGUAAAAAAAUGAUGGAAGCACCAGUUGUCUGUGAACCAACUUACGUCACCACUGCCUCGCCCAGAAACUUCUCGUCCCGUCGGAAAAUCAACAAAAAAUGCAAAAUACAAUACACCGUUGUCGCUAUUACAUCCAUUAGCUAUUCAUCUCGUCGGUACACCAAUAAAAUGGUUCUGCAUGCGCUCACCGACUUCGGUGAAACUUUGAAUCAAACGGAUCUGCCAGCACCGCCUUCAGUCUCCUCGCUCUCGCUGCUACUGUCGUCUCCACAAGCUGCUAUGCUGGUAUCCCUGCUGUGA